GAUGAGGUGCGUCACUUCAGUUCACCACAAGCGGUGUUCACGGGAUCACGUGGUCAAAACAUAUACAUGUGCGUUUCGACCAUGAUUUCGACCACUGAUCAGUGAUUUCGACGUUUUUGUUUUACCGCGCGUAGUAAGUGAUGUUGUCUUCAGAACACAGUUAAAUACUACGAACUACAUGCACCAGUGCAGAGUUAUAGUUGUGAUAAAUGCGAUGUUUCGAUAAAUUCCAUCGUUUCAGCAGUAGAUCAGGACAACAUGUCUACGUUUCCCCAAACAUGCUCUGCCGACACAACCGAAGUCGACAUGAAGGACGACACAACAAGCCAGAAAAGUGACGAUCUCCGAACAAAAAUACUGGACACAGUGGCCGCAUCUGAUGGGUUUUUCAAACACCAGCAACGCGGGGAUCCUGACCUAACGUACGACGAAAAACGCAAGAUCGCGGAAGACCUGUUGGAUAGUAACGUUGUCCUGUUUUUGCAAAGAUUCGCCCGAUUUCUAUGCGAGGAACACGCAGAAUAUUUUGCGACCAUUCGAGAAGGAAACUAUGAAAUAGAGUUCUACCUGAAAGAUGUGCAAAAGAGGCGUGCGAACUCUAAGCGCUUGAGUGUGCAGACGAAGAACCGGAGAUACGAAGCCCUGCAGCGGCUAAAGAAAGACGGCGAGUACUUUAGCGACAAAGAGAUGCGUCGCAGAAACCCGUUGUUAUUUGAGCAGAUGGUGGGAAGGUAUAUGACUGAGAGGGAAAAGCAAGAACUGGACAAGAUGGAUGUUUCUACAGUGACAUUUUCAGCCCUCCUCAUGGAGCACAUGGACCGGACAGAGCUGCACAGCAUCAGACGUAGGCAACAGGAUGCUGAAGAAGCUGCAUUUGAAGAAAACGACACCGACUCUGAGGAAGAAGAGCACGAAGACUUUACUGGAGGGACGAUAUCUAGCAAUGAGAAGAACAUGCUGAAGAACGAAUUUGUCAAUAUCAUGUAUGAGUCUUUCCUGGCUGGGAAUGAUGGAGACUACGACUACGGUUCCGUUGACAACAAUGCUGAAUUUGACUCCUUGAAGACAUGCCAAGAGGAUGAAGAAGAAAAAUACUUUGACUCUGAGGAGCCUCAAACAGCAACUAUGGAAUAAAAGAAGUAAACUUGAAUAAAUGA
This is a messenger RNA of Ornithodoros turicata, 1157 nucleotides long. RefSeq names its product coiled-coil domain-containing protein 97-like. NCBI's taxonomy places the organism in Eukaryota, Metazoa, Arthropoda, Arachnida, Ixodida, Argasidae. The coding region runs from base 259 to 1134 and encodes 291 amino acids. The transcript has 4 exons. The record is from RefSeq and is a predicted model, not a curated record.